Molecule: messenger RNA, 2763 nt
Organism: Grus americana (Whooping crane)
Lineage: Eukaryota; Metazoa; Chordata; Aves; Gruiformes; Gruidae
Gene: SYT7
Product: synaptotagmin 7
Exons: 13
Coding region: 266-2320 (684 amino acids)
Biological process (GO): cellular response to calcium ion; regulation of dopamine secretion; regulation of calcium ion-dependent exocytosis
Cellular component (GO): synapse; axon; synaptic vesicle
Molecular function (GO): SNARE binding; phosphatidylserine binding; clathrin binding
Source: RefSeq, a predicted model, not a curated record
CACACACACACACGCACACACACGCACACACACGCGCGCACCCCGCCGGCAGGCAGGCAGGCAGGCAGGCAGGCAGGCAGCGGGCGGGCAGCACGGGCUCCGCGGGGCUGCCGGCCCCCGCCGCCGCAUGCGGGUCCCCGCCGCCACCGCCCGCGGCCCCCGCGCCCGCCCCGCCGCCGCCCGCCGCCGCCGCCGUCUGAUGUAGCCGCGGCCCCGCCGAGCCGGGCAGCAGCCGCCGCCCCGCCGCUCCCCGCCGCCCGCCACCAUGUACCUGCACCCGGAGGCUGCCAGCGCAGGGGCUCCCUCCCGCGACGUCCUCCUCGUCUCAGCCAUCAUCACCGUCAGCCUUAGCGUCACCAUCGUCCUCUGCGGGAUCUGCCAGUGGUGCCAGCGCAAACUGGGUAAGCGUUACAAGACUUCCCUGGAGACUGUGGGAACUCCGGACUCCAGCCGAGGCCGCAGUGAAAAGAAAACCAUCAACGAUCUAGACAGAGACUUUUGGAAUAACAAUGACAACACAGUGCAGCAGAAAUGGAGCUCCUACCCUCCCAAGGAGUUUAUACUAAACAUUUCACCUUACGCCCCGUACGGUGAUCCGCGGCUUUCCCUCAAUGGCUCUCUGUUAUCAGGGGCCAAGCUGACGGCAUCGGCCGCCGCGGGGUUGGCGGGGGAGCGCGACGGCCGCCCCGGGGAGAAGCAGCGGCUCGGCGAGGACGGCAUGAGGAGCAGCGUCUCUGCCCACAGCGAGCCCGGCGCGGGGAAGGUGGCGCGAGGCCGCUGGCACACGGUGCAGAGCCACUUGGCCGCAGGGAAGCUCAGCCUGUCCAAUUUCGAGGACUCCACCUUGUCCACAGCCACUACCCUUGAGUAUAUCCCCACCUCAGCAGGCGACCCCAAAUGCCAGAGGCCCCGCACGCUCAUGCGCCAGCAAAGUCUGCAGCAGCCCCUCAGCCAGCACCAGCGCGCCAACCACAGCCAGCCCACCACCAGCCAGAGCCUGGGCCACCUCCAGGCCCACAGCGGCUCCUCCGCCGGCGCCGCCAACCCCCGGGGCUCCCGUGGCGGCCAGGCGCGCCAGGGCAUCGCCGCCGGCUCCAAGCAUCGGACGGCUGGCGGUCGGAGCCGCUCCAAUCCCGGCAGCUGGGACCACGUGGUGGGGCAAAUCCGCAACCGCGGCUUGGACAUGAAGUCCUUCCUGGAAGGCCGGAUGGUGGUGUUAUCCCUGGUUUUGGGACUCUCAGAGCAAGAUGACUUUGCCAAUAUCCCUGACCUGCAACCCGCUGGGACGCAGCCGAACCAGCCGAACGCUCAGGGGGACAAGAGGUUGCCGGCCGGUGGCAAGGCGGUGAACACGGCGCCGGUGCCCGGGCAGCCACCGCAUGAUGAGUCUGACCGCAAGACGGAGCCGCGCUCCUCCGUCUCCGACCUGGUCAACUCCCUGACCAGCGAGAUGCUGAUGCUCUCCCCAGGCUCCGAGGACGACGAGGCCCACGAUGGCGUCAGCCGGGAGAACCUGGGCCGCAUCCAGUUCAGCGUCGGCUACAACUUCCAGGAGUCCACCCUGACCGUCAAGAUCAUGAAGGCGCAGGAGCUGCCGGCCAAGGACUUCAGCGGCACCAGCGACCCCUUUGUCAAGAUCUACCUGCUCCCCGACAAGAAGCACAAGCUGGAGACCAAGGUGAAGCGGAAGAACCUCAACCCGCACUGGAACGAGACCUUCCUCUUUGAAGGGUUCCCCUACGAGAAGGUGGUGCAGCGGGUGCUGUACCUCCAGGUCCUGGACUACGACCGCUUCAGCCGCAACGACCCCAUUGGGGAGGUGUCCAUCCCCCUCAACAAGGUGGACCUCACCCAGAUGCAGACCUUCUGGAAGGACCUGAAGCCGUGCAGCGAUGGCAGCGGAAGCCGUGGGGAACUGCUGCUGUCGCUGUGCUACAACCCCUCCGCCAACUCCAUCGUGGUGAACAUCAUCAAGGCGCGUAACCUCAAAGCCAUGGACAUCGGGGGCACGUCAGACCCCUACGUGAAGGUGUGGCUGAUGUACAAGGACAAGCGGGUGGAGAAGAAGAAGACGGUGGUCAUGAAGCGGUGCCUGAACCCUGUCUUCAACGAGUCCUUCGCCUUCGACAUCCCCACGGAGCGGCUGCGCGAGACGACCAUCGUCAUCACCGUCAUGGACAAGGACAGGCUGAGCCGCAACGAUGUCAUCGGCAAGAUCUACCUGUCCUGGAAGAGCGGCCCCGGGGAGGUGAAGCACUGGAAGGACAUGAUCGCCCGUCCCCGGCAAGCGGUGGCACAGUGGCACCAGCUGAAGGCCUGAGCACCCCGGGACAGCAGGGCUGGGGGUCCCCCCUUCCCAGCACCCGUCACCCUUCCGGGGGGCUCCCGGCAAGGAGCCGAGGGACCGGCAGGACAGCGGCCUGGCUCGCGGGGACCCUGCGGUAGGAGGGGGACGGAGCCUCCCCCCCCCCGCCCCGACCUCCCGCUUUUGCCUCUCCCCAGUGCUGGGGCGUGGGGGGGUCACGCAGCCGCCCAGAACCCCCAGCCGAGAAGGGUGCCAGAAGCGAUGACCCCCGUCCCCGUCCCCAUCCCCAUCCUCGCCACUGGGCAGGACUUCUGCGAGUGCUUCCAGCCCCGGUCCCUGGGACCCCCUCUGCCCCUCCCCGGCCUCACCCCCUUAUUUCAGGGGGCCAGGCUGCGGGUGCCAGAGGGUCCCCCCUCCAUCCCCUCCCCUUUCAGCUCAAUAAAACCUCUCCGAGCCGU